CCUGUUCCCACUUUGAACCCCCCCAAUUGAUUCCCCUCACCACUCUAUUCCCCUUCUCCAGUCCGCUAUCUCAUCCCCCGCCAUGGCCUCCUCGAAGUCGGUCGCGAGGCUGGUCGCCUACCGCCGGCCUGCGCCUUCUCUGUUGACCUCUUCUUUCCGUCCCUUGGGUUCAACCGCAAACUUCUCCUCCUCGGUGUGCCGGGCUGCUACCCCAGCUGGUCCCCCUCCAUCCGGUUUCCGUCUGGCUCCCCCCAAGAAAUGGGACGAGACCACCGAGUCCUCUUUGGACAAGGCCAGCAAAUACUUCCUGAUGUCGGAGAUUUUCCGCGGCAUGUACGUCGUGUUGGAGCAGUUCUUUAGACCACCUUACACCAUCUUCUACCCCUUCGAGAAAGGCCCCAUCUCCCCUCGUUUCCGUGGCGAACACGCCCUGCGCCGUUAUCCCACCGGUGAGGAGCGUUGCAUCGCUUGCAAGCUUUGCGAAGCUAUCUGCCCUGCUCAGGCUAUCACCAUCGAGGCCGAGGAACGUGAGGACGGAAGCCGUCGGACGACCCGUUAUGAUAUCGAUAUGACCAAGUGCAUCUACUGCGGUUACUGCCAGGAGAGCUGCCCCGUUGAUGCCAUUGUUGAGACUGCCAAUGCUGAAUAUGCCACCGAGACCCGUGAGGAGCUGCUGUACAACAAGGAGAAGCUCCUGGCCAACGGUGACAAGUGGGAGCCUGAAAUUGCCGCCGCUGCCAGAGCUGACGCUCCCUACCGUUAAAACAAUACCAGCUGCUUUCAUAUCACAAGGGCACUCUUGAAUUAGGUGUCACAUCACGUAAAUCCACCUUUAAAUAAGAUGGAUUCGAAAGAAUCUUAUCAUAAAAAUCACAUAAGGGAAAGACAAACUUUUCCUUCAGAGGAUAUCCAAGGGUCGACACCCUCAUCUUCCCACUUUGUACAUAUCUAACGCUUAGCCUGCUUUAUUACCAGAUGUACUAGUCGGGUUCACAGGGGAUCCCAGUCACUAGAAUUCCGGCUCUGUUCUUUUAUUGUCUUGAUGUUGGAGGGAAAUCCCGCAUGGCUUGUUCUUGUUUUCUAUACUGU
Aspergillus pseudonomiae is the source of this 1089-nucleotide messenger RNA. RefSeq names its product NuoI/complex I 23 kDa subunit family protein. The record is from RefSeq and is a predicted model, not a curated record. Gene Ontology annotation, cellular component: membrane. Gene Ontology annotation, biological process: mitochondrial respiratory chain complex I assembly; mitochondrial electron transport, NADH to ubiquinone. NCBI's taxonomy places the organism in Eukaryota, Fungi, Ascomycota, Eurotiomycetes, Eurotiales, Aspergillaceae. Bases 83 to 763 code for a protein of 226 amino acids. The transcript has 3 exons. Gene Ontology annotation, molecular function: NADH dehydrogenase activity; 4 iron, 4 sulfur cluster binding.